Parnassius mnemosyne (clouded apollo) is the source of this 438-nucleotide messenger RNA. The record is from the annotation of a GenBank genome assembly. NCBI's taxonomy places the organism in Eukaryota, Metazoa, Arthropoda, Insecta, Lepidoptera, Papilionidae.
CUGAUCGAGAGCGGCAAGCGGCAGGGCGCGCGGCUGGUGGCGGGCGGCGAGCGCGCGGGCCACGUGGGCUACUUCGUGCAGCCGACCGUGUUCUGCGACGUGCGCGACCACAUGGACAUCGCGCGCCGAGAGAUCUUCGGCCCGGUGCAGCAGAUCAUGAAGUUCUCGCAGAUCGACGAGCUGCUGGAGCGCGCCAACGACACGCACUACGGCCUCGCCGCCGCCCUCUUCACCGGGGACUUGGACAAGGCCAACUAUCUCAUCCAGGGCCUGCGUGCCGGCACCGUUUGGGUGAACGACUACAACGUUUUCGGCAACCAAGUGCCAUUCGGCGGCUACAAGCAGUCCGGCAUCGGCCGUGAAAACGGACCCUACGGUAUACACAAUUACACCGAAGUGAAGAGUGUCAUCGUAAAGAUCACCGAAAAGAACUCGUAA